Pipistrellus nathusii (Nathusius's pipistrelle) is the source of this 2757-nucleotide messenger RNA. The record is from the annotation of a GenBank genome assembly. NCBI's taxonomy places the organism in Eukaryota, Metazoa, Chordata, Mammalia, Chiroptera, Vespertilionidae.
AUGCCGCCCAAAGCCCCCCGCAGAGCCGCCGCCGCGCCCCCGGCGCCGCCGCCCCCCGAGGAGGACCCCGCGCAGGACAGCGGCCCCGAGGACCUGCCGCUGGCCAGGCUUGAGUUUGAAGAAACCGAAGAACCUGAUUUUACUGCAUUAUGUCAGAAAUUAAAGAUACCAGAUCAUGUCAGAGAAAGAGCUUGGUUAACUUGGGAGAAAGUUUCCUCUGCAGAUGGAGUAUUGGAAAGUUACGUUAAGAAUAAAAAGGAACUGUGGGGCAUCUGUAUUUUUAUUGCAGCAGUUGACCUAGAUGAGAUGCCAUUUACUUUUACUGAGCUGCAGAAAAACAUAGAAACCAGUGUCUAUAAAUUUUCUUACUUAUUAAAAGAAAUUGAUACCAGUACCAAAGUUGAUAAUGCUAUGUCAAGACUCUUGAAGAAGUAUAAUGUAUUGUGUGCACUCUACAGAAAAUUAGAAAGGACAUGUGAACUUAUAUAUUUGAUGCAACCAAACAAUUUAAUAUCUACUGAAAUAAAUUCUGUGUUGGUGCUAAAAGUUUCUUGGAUCACAUUUUUACUAGCUAAAGGGGAAAUAUUACAAAUGGAAGAUGACCUGGUGAUCUCAUUUCAGUUAAUGCUAUGUGUCCUUGAUUAUUUUAUCAAACUCUCACCUCCUGCAUUGCUCAAAGAACCAUAUAAAACAGCUGUAAUACCUAUUAAUGGUUCACCUCGAACACCAAGGCGAGGUCAGAACAGGAGUGCACGGAUAGCAAAACAACUAGAAAAUGAUACAAGAAUUAUUGAAGUUCUCUGUAAAGAACAUGAAUGUAAUAUAGAUGAGGUGAAAAAUGUUUAUUUCAAAAAUUUUAUACCUUUUAUGAAUUCUCUUGGAAUUGUAGCUUCAAAUGGACUUCCAGAGGUGGAAAGUCUCUCUAAACAAUAUGAAGAAAUUUACCUUAAAAACAAAGAUCUAGAUGCAAGAUUAUUUCUGGAUCAUGAUAAAACUCUGCAUGCUGAUCCUAUAGACAGUUUUGAAAUUCAGAGAACACCACGAAAAAGAAAUAAUGAUGAAGAGUUGAAUGUGAUUCUUCCCCAAACUCCAGUUAGGACUGUUAUGAACACUAUCCAACAAUUAAUGAUGAUCUUAAAUUCAGCAAGUGAUCAACCAUCAGAAAAUCUGAUUUCCUAUUUUAAUAAAUGCACAGUGAAUCCAAUGGGAAGUAUCCUGAAAAGAGUGCAGGAUAUUGGAUACAUAUUUAAAGAGAAGUUUGCUAAAGCUAUGGGACAGGGAUGUAUUGAAAUUGGGUCACAGCGAUACAAACUUGGAGUUCGGUUGUAUUACCGAGUAAUGGAAUCCAUGCUUAAAUCAGAAGAAGAACGAUUGUCCAUUCAAAAUUUUAGCAAACUUCUGAAUGACAACAUCUUUCAUAUGUCUUUGUUGGCAUGUGCUCUUGAAGUUGUAGUGGCUACAUAUAGCAGAAGUACAUCUCAGAAUCUUGAUACUGGAACAGAUUUGUCCUUCCCAUGGAUUCUGAAUGUACUUAAUUUAAAAGCUUUUGAUUUAUACAAAGUGAUUGAAAGUUUUAUCAAAGCAGAAGCCAACUUGACCAGAGAAAUGAUAAAACAUUUAGAGCAAUGUGAACAUCGAAUCAUGGAAUCCCUUGCAUGGCUCUCAGAUUCACCUUUAUUUGAUCUUAUUAAACAAGCAAAGGACCGAGAAGGGCCAGGUGACAACCUUGAAUCUGCUUGUACUCUCAACCUUCCUCUCCAGAAUAAUCACACUGCAGCAGAUAUGUAUCUUUCUCCUUUAAGAUCCCCAAAGAAAAAAGGGUCAACUACACGUGUAAAUUCUACUGCAAAUGCAGAGGCACAAGCAACCUCAGCCUUCCAGACUCAGAAGCCAUUGAAAUCUACCUCCCUCUCACUCUUUUACAAAAAAGUGUAUCGACUAGCAUAUCUUCGCCUGAACACACUAUGUGCACGUCUUCUGUCUGACCACCCAGAGCUAGAACACAUCAUCUGGACCCUUUUCCAGCACACACUGCAGAAUGAGUAUGAGCUCAUGAGAGACAGGCAUUUGGAUCAGAUCAUGAUGUGUUCUAUGUAUGGCAUAUGCAAAGUGAAGAAUAUAGACCUUAAAUUCAAAAUCAUUGUCACAGCUUAUAAGGAUCUGCCUCAUGCUGUUCAAGAGACUUUCAAACGGGUUUUGAUCAGAGAAGAAGAGUAUGAUUCUAUUAUAGUAUUCUAUAACUCGGUCUUUAUGCAAAGAUUAAAGACAAAUAUUUUGCAGUAUGCUUCCACCAGGCCCCCUACUUUAUCACCAAUACCUCACAUUCCUCGAAGCCCUUACAAGUUUUCUAAUUCACCUUUACGGAUUCCUGGAGGGAACAUCUAUAUAUCACCCCUGAAGAAUCCAUAUAAAAUUUCAGAAGGUCUGCCAACUCCAACAAAAAUGACUCCAAGAUCAAGAAUCUUAGUAUCCAUUGGUGAAUCAUUUGGGACUUCUGAGAAGUUCCAGAAAAUAAAUCAGAUGGUGUGUAACAGUGACCGUGUGCUCAAAAGAAGUGCAGAAGGAGGCAACCCCCCCAAACCUCUGAAAAAACUACGCUUUGACAUUGAAGGGUCAGAUGAAGCCGAUGGAAGUAAACAUCUCCCAGGAGAGUCCAAAUUUCAACAGAAACUGGCAGAAAUGACAUCUACUCGAACACGAAUGCAAAAGCAGAAAAUGAGUGAUAACAUAGAUAUCUCAAACAGGGAAGCCAAGUGA